This is a messenger RNA of Medioppia subpectinata, 2994 nucleotides long. Lineage: Eukaryota; Metazoa; Arthropoda; Arachnida; Sarcoptiformes; Oppiidae. The record is from the annotation of a GenBank genome assembly.
AUGCGAAUCGCGGGGAAAGCGACCAAAGGUAAGGGCAAGCGGUGGUCAAAGGGUGGGUCCAGUAGUUGCAACCCUCACACCAAUCGGCAUCGAGUCGGCGCUCGCAACACAUCCCACACCACAGCCUCUUCGGCCCCGAAGACCACGCAAUGGCAGCGAUCGAUGCCAUUGAGCGAAGAUGUCUUACAUCAACACAAUUUGACUCAUUUCCAGAAACUAGGUUUGGAUAACCUCUCGGCCGGUAAGGCGUCCGACGCCGAGUCGAUUGGCGGCCAAUCGUUUGCCAGCGUUUGGACCAACUGUUCAAACAUUAGCUUCAAUAAGCUGUUGACGGGAUUUAACUCUUCGUCGGCCAUUCAUAAGCAGAUGCUAUCGGUUUUGGCGGCCGUUACCGAAACCAUUACAUCGAAUGGCGGAUCGCAAACGGAAACCGAAUAUUUUGCGGCUUUAAUGACAUGUUUGGAAACCGCGGACAUUGAAGAGACUUUGACAGCAAUUCUCUCAUUGAUUCAAAUGGUUAUCAAACGAUUGCCACAGAAUGUGAUUCGACUGAAGUUUUCCGAAACGUCCAAAGUUUUAGUCGACUAUUUGGCCAAAUAUAUCAAAGGAGACAACUGUUUGAUCAUAGAGUCCAUAACCAACAGUUUGGCGUCACUUCUUCAACAACAAGAAAACGCUGUUUGGGAACUGAGUUCAACCAAACAUAUCUUUGAGAUAAUCCUUUCGCUUACUGUUCAUAAUAAGGGCCGAAUCCGGAAGUGCUCUCAACGAUCGAUCGCGAGAAUCCUUAAGACAAACACAACGGUUAGCUUCUCGAGAAAGACAGUAGAGAUUCUGACACCGGAUCUGAACGCACGGCUAAUAUCAGCGCUCUAUGACUAUCAGCCAAACGUUAACGACAGUCAACCGUUGUGUGCGUGGAUUGAAGCCAUAAAACAGGCUUUUCUUAACUUAUAUCGAAUCGACCAAAAGCUAUGUUUUAAUCAUUUGCCGAAACUUAUGAACGCAUUCAUCGCUUGUCUCCUAACCGACGCAAAAGAAGUUCAUUUGAAUGUUACAAAUAAUUUGAAGCAAAUAUACUCUCAUUGUAUCGAACCGUCGAGUCUUGAGAUCGACAAACAGAUUAUCGAAAGAGUCUAUUCGAGUAUUGAAAAGGCGUUGCAAUACGAAUACUUCAACGCUUAUAUUCCCAUCUUUGCACUUAUAUCUCACUUUUUGAAUGAGAAUUUUGCACAAUAUAUGUCCAAAAUUAUUAUCAAAUUGAUUACAAUUCGCGAGAGUUAUGAUAACGCUUACGCCUCUAAUAUCGACCGCACUAUCGGUCGCGCCAUUCAAGUCUUCAGCCCUAAAUUUAUUAUCAAUUUAUGUCCAUUGGAUCUAAACGAAGAAAACACUGACGUAUCUCACAAUUGGCUCAUUCCAGUGCUCAGAGACAAUGUAAAAGAGACUGAUUUGGCAUUUUUUAUCGACUAUUUUAUUCCAAUGGCAACAGUGUUGCGGAAGACGUGCCAAACACUGGAAUCAAACGGCAAUGUGAUCACAGCGAAGACCUGUUCCAUCCUCUUAUCACAAAUUUGGUCACUUCUGCCGUCGUUUUGCAAUCGACCGAAAGAUUUUGACCAUUCGUUUAAACGAAUUGCCAAAACAUUAGGCGAUAUUAUAUCACACGAUUCGUCGCUUAGGAAAUAUGUUUUGACCGCUUUUAAGAACUUAUCGAAAUGCUUUGACUCGCCUUCUGGACAACCAUUGCGGACAGAAUUGAAACAGAAAAAAGCUUUUCGUAUACUCGAAGAGAUUUGUCGAAGCGAUUCCAUUAUUAACUCUCAUAAAGUGAAAACUGCGGCAAUGGAUUUGAUCGUUGGCAUUGCAAACGCUCAUAAGAUACUGAAUUCUGGAGACGUUAACGAUUUGAUGGAAAUUAUGAUAACGUUAAUGAAAAGCAAAGAAUGUCCUUCUUCUGCGGUCAUCAUAUGUCUGACGCGAUUGUAUUCACAAUUCCGCCAAGAAAUCCAUAAACACGUUGAAUCCGAUUUGAUUGAGAAUAUCAUUACAAUUGUCGACAUAUCUGGAACUGUUGAUCAAACCGCUUCUUUGGAUCAGUUGUCGACAUAUCUGGAACUGUUGAUCAGUAAUCUGUCGAAUAUUAAUCGUAAACAUAAAAAUCACUUUAGGGUUAAGAUUAAGGAAAUGUUCAUUCGAUUGGUUCGCAAAUACGGAUAUUUAAUGAUCUCAAAGAUGAUUCCCGAAGAAUACAGAAAAGUGUUGAAAAAUAUUCGUAAAGUUGAGGAAAGAAAGAAGAGGUUUACUGAAGACAAUGAAAGUGAUAGACAGACAAAUAUAACCACAUCUAAAGCAAGUCGCAAAGAGUUUGAGGACAUAAUCGCCAAUUCGUCUGAUGAGGAGUCGGAAGAAGACGAUCAGAUGACAAGUGUUUCCCGAAAAGAUGUCAAGUCAUGGAUGAAAGACGAGUCGAAUGAAAACGAAAUCAUCGAUUUGUUGAGCUCUAAAAUGAGUCAAAAUAUUUUGCAUAAAAAUCCCGAUUUGAAGCCCAAAGAGAAGAAAGACGCGUUUGAAUUCAGUUCCGACGGAAAGCUUGUGAUUCAAGACUUGGAUAAGAGGGGAACCAAAAGGGGAGCACAAGAGGACGACGAAGAUAUGGACCAAAAUGAUGACAUCGAUGACGAUAUGGUGUCUAACAAACAAAGUGUAAAGACAUCUAAUUCUAGACAAUCUAAUUAUAAAACGGGAGGAAAAGGCAUUCACAGAGCGGUGGACAAAGAGUUUGGAGGCGAAUAUCGGUCUAACAAAGCGAAAGGCGAUAUGAAACGGAAGGGAAAACCCGAUCCCUUCGCUUAUAUACCGCUCAACAGACAAACACUAAAUAAGCGUAAGAAAGCCAAACUCAGCGGACGUUUCAAUAAUCUCGUGACCGCCGCUCGAAAGGGGGCUAAAGUGGGCUCUCAAAGGAAAUCAAAGAAAGGACGCAAACAUUAA